UCUAUUUAAGCGCGCCAACAAAGCCAAGAGGAGAACCGUCUUUCCCCUCAUUCACUGCAAGGAACACAGACUGUCUCACCCCCUUCUGCUGUAACGCCACGCCAACUAACUAACCCACAAAAUGCCAGAAGAAACGUCUACUGCCUCCAGCUCUGGAAGUGUGGAGGAGAAGCCGUGUUCAUCAACAGCUGCUGCAGACAGUUCUGUUGACGUUAUGGAGGAGGCGAAGAAAAUGAUCGGCACAGGGAACAGGCAUCUGGUGAUGGGCGAUGUUGUUUCUGCCGUCAGUGUCUUCCAGGAGGCAUGUGCGAUGCUGGCGGCAAAGUAUGGGGACACUGCAGAUGAGUGUGGGGAGGCCUUCUUCCUGUGUGGGAAGUCCCUGUUGGAGCUUGCCAGGAUGGAGAAUACUGUUCUUGGUAACGCUUUGGAGGGAGUCCCUGAAGAGUCUGAAGAAGAGGAGAAAUCUGACAACCCCAACAUUGAGAGUGCUAAUAACCUUGAUGAGAAAACCAGGGAUGAACUACGAAAGCAGGUGUAUGAAGCAAUGGCUGAGCAGGAAAAGACUGAGAGGGCAGAGCCAAAGGAAGGGGAGAAUGGCACUGAUGUGAAAAAGGAGAAUGGUUUAGCAAAGUCCCCAAUCAAAGAUGAUCAGGGGGAAUGCAAGACUGAUGUGACUGGGUCAGACAAAAGUCCAGGCUCUCAUGUCAAUGGGGAAGAGAAGAAUGCAGUCCAGGAAACGAUUGUGAAUGGAACUGAGAAGACUUUGGGCGUAUCUGUGAAUGGUGUGGAGAAGAGUCCAGCUCCUUCUCCUGUAAAGGAAGGUGUUAAAGAAAACAAGGUUGAUAGCUUUGAGGAACAGAAUGGAGAUGGGACUAAGGAUAAGCCCGAAGAAGCAGAAGAUGAGGAAUCCAAGCCAGAGCCUGAACAGGAUGAGGAGGAAGAAGGCAAUGGCGAUGACGAUGAUGAUGAUGAUGACGAUGACGAUGAUGAAGAUGGUGAGGGAACUGCUGGAGACAAGGAUGAGGAGGAAGUUGGGAACUUGCAGUUGGCAUGGGAGAUGCUGGAAGUAGCUAAAGUAAUCUACAAAAGAAAGGAGAACAAGGAAGAUCAGCUGAUGGCAGCCCAGGCCUACCUGAAACUUGGAGAAGUCAGUGCAGAAUCUGGUAACUAUCCCCAGGCGCUGGAAGACUUCCAGGAGUGCCUUGCCCUGCAGUUGAAGCACCUGCCUCCCCACAGCCGUCUGCUGGCUGAGAGCCACUACCAUGUUGCCACCACCCUAUGCUACAUGGAUCAGUACAGCCAGGCCAUCCAGCACUACAACAGCUCAAUAAAGGUCAUUGAGAACCGCCUAGCUAUGCUGCAGGAGGUGAUAGAUGCAGCAGAGGGAGCAGACGGGGCAGCAGAGGAGAAGAGUGAGAUGGAUGAGCUGAAGCAGCUCCUGCCUGACAUCAGGGAGAAGGUGGAGGAUGCCAAGGAAAGCCAGAGAACAGCCAGCGCUGCCUCCCAGGCUAUCCAGCAGACACUUGGUGGAGCCUCAACCUCUAAAGCAUUCCCUGGUGAAAAUGGAGGCCCUUCAUCAUCAACAUUUGCAACAGCCAGCCAGGUCCCAGUAAGGCCGUCUGAUAGUGGCUCGUCUCCCAAAGCAGUCUCAGACAUUUCCCACCUGGUCAGGAAAAAGAGGAAACCAGAGGAGGAGAGCCCAGUAAAGGACACUGAUGCUAAGCAGGCCAAACAGGAAACCACAGUUAAUGGCAGCAGCAUCUCCAGUGCUAGCAACGGCAAUGGAGUCCAGGAGAAAGAGGCACAGGAGCCUGCCAAACCGUCUGCCUCUGUUGAGUCUUCAGCGUGACGAGUCUGCUCACCUUCUUCCUGAUCUUCAAACCAGCACAGCAUGCCUGAACAGCCCCUCUCCCUCUUCCAACACUUUUGUUUUGUAAAUAAGAUCCAUUUUCACAGAUUUGUCUGUCCAGUUUUUGUAUACUUGUAGUAAAAAAAAUAAUAAAUAAUAAAAAAAAUAAAGGAUAUUCACAGAUG
Molecule: messenger RNA, 2034 nt
Organism: Myripristis murdjan (pinecone soldierfish)
Lineage: Eukaryota; Metazoa; Chordata; Actinopteri; Holocentriformes; Holocentridae
Gene: nasp
Product: nuclear autoantigenic sperm protein (histone-binding)
Exons: 15
Coding region: 122-1849 (575 amino acids)
Biological process (GO): DNA replication-dependent chromatin assembly; CENP-A containing chromatin assembly
Cellular component (GO): nucleoplasm
Molecular function (GO): histone binding
Source: RefSeq, a predicted model, not a curated record